AAGGAAUUAGCCUCCUCCCCACUCCAACUGUGUAACUUUAAACUCAACCCAAUUCCAAAUCCAGUAAACCUGUUGAGCGUCAUAAGGGUGUUGGCGCUGUCUUCUGAACAUUACUUUACGCUACGCUACCUCUCUGUUGUAUCUCGCUGCCAGAUUUCCUGAUAUUUUUCCUUCCACACUUCCAUUUGAGUAUAACGCGUAUCCAAGGUCAAACAGCUCCAAGAUGGCCAUGAUCUCAGCCUGGGUCUUGAUGACAGUUGUAUCCCUGGUUUUCGCUGAGGAGCAGAAACCUGAAGAGGACCCAUUUACCUUUGAUUACCACAGGCUUCGUGUCGGUGGUCUGAUCCUGGCAGCAGUCCUCUGCCUGAUAGGCAUCACUAUUCUCUUCAGUGGACACUGCCGAUGCAAGUUUAACCAGGACAAGAGAAGGAGGACUGGAAGCAAUGCCCAGCAGAUGCUUAAUGACCAAGCUCGGGCCAGUGAGUGUUAGGAACCUAACCUGAAGCUGUCAACCGACUUCCUGCCUCUGCAACAACCAAUAAACAAUCUAAAUGUGUGAAGGUGAAUUAUUAUUAUUUUUGGUCCAAUCUAAACCUGUUAAUUUAGAUGGAGUGGAAGAUCUCACCACCCUAUUGCUUUAGUUGGACACUUGGAACACUUACCACCUGAACCAGCCUAGUAUGCACACAAACACAUGCACACACUACGUAGAACACACAAAGUAGGAUCUUUUUUAUUAUUAUAUUCUUUUGUAUUUAAAACUAAAAGGCAACUUCAAUAUUAAUAUUUCUGAGCUACUUGUUUCCACUUAUUGGACAUAAAAUAUAGGAUAGACUGCUGUGUUGUUAUACAUGUUACUGUAGAAAUUAUUCCUAUAAACUACUGGACUGCAGUAUCAUAAAUCUCACCAUGUUAAUUGAUGUGUUCAUUAAGUUUUGUAGAAUGUUGAUAAUUACAGUCAUGUAUGGUUUAAACGAUUGUUAAAUAAAGUCAGUGUUUCUAUAUCUCUA
Molecule: messenger RNA, 1010 nt
Organism: Osmerus eperlanus (European smelt)
Lineage: Eukaryota; Metazoa; Chordata; Actinopteri; Osmeriformes; Osmeridae
Product: phospholemman-like
Exons: 7
Coding region: 224-490 (88 amino acids)
Biological process (GO): regulation of sodium ion transmembrane transporter activity
Cellular component (GO): membrane
Molecular function (GO): sodium channel regulator activity
Source: RefSeq, a predicted model, not a curated record